This is a messenger RNA of Brettanomyces nanus, 1140 nucleotides long. It is a transcript of the gene TYS1, whose product is annotated as Tyrosine--tRNA ligase cytoplasmic. Gene Ontology annotation, molecular function: ATP binding; tyrosine-tRNA ligase activity. The coding region runs from base 1 to 1140 and encodes 379 amino acids. NCBI's taxonomy places the organism in Eukaryota, Fungi, Ascomycota, Pichiomycetes, Pichiales, Pichiaceae. The transcript is spliced from 2 exons. Gene Ontology annotation, biological process: tyrosyl-tRNA aminoacylation. The record is from RefSeq and is a predicted model, not a curated record.
AUGUCGAAUAUUUUAGAGGAUCCAGAAAAAAAAUACGAGUUGAUCACAAAAGAUCUUCAGGAAGUUCUAAAUCCCCAGAUCAUUAAGGAGAUUCUCAAUGAGAAAAAGAGACCCCUCAAUAUCUAUUGGGGCACUGCUCCAACAGGUAAGCCACAUUGUGGAUACUUUGUGCCUAUGAUCCAACUCGCCUACUUCUUGAAAGCUGGUUGCCAAGUGACGAUUUUAUUGGCUGAUUUACAUGCCUUUUUGGAUAACAUGAAGGCACCGUUGGAGGUAGUUCAAUACCGUGCCAAGUUCUACGAGCUUCUUGUCAAAUCAUUGCUUACCUCUAUCGGUGUUCCAAUUGAAAAGUUGAAGUUUGUCGUCGGUUCUUCAUACCAAUUGACUCCAGAAUACACUCUGGAUCUAUUCAAGCUCGCCAAUAUUGUGUCCCAGAAUGAGGCCAAGAGAGCUGGAGCCGAUGUUGUGUUGGAUGAACAUUACCUUGGUGUGGAUGCACAAUUUGGGGGUGUUGAUCAGAGAAAGAUCUUUGUCUUGGCCGAGGAGACCAUCGAAUCUUUGGGCUACAAGAAGAGAGCACAUUUAAUGAAUCCUAUGGUGCCUGGAUUGGGACAAGGUGGUAAAAUGUCAUCUUCGGACGCUAAUUCUAAGGUCGACGUCCUAGAGAAACCAAAGCAGGUGAGGAAGAAGAUUAACAGUGCAUUUUGUGCUCCUGGUAACGUCGAGGAGAACGGAUUACUUUCAUUUGUCAGAUACGUUCUUGCUCCUAUUCACGAACUUAAGCACGAAGGAGAGUUCAAGUUCUUCAUUGACAGACCGGAGAAAUACGGAGGUCCAAUCACAUUUCAUAGUUUUGAGGAUUUGAAGACAGCAUUUAAAGAGGAGAAGUUAUCGCCAGUGGACUUAAAAUCGGGUGUUUCUGACGGUAUUAAUCAGAUGUUGGAACCCAUAAUUAAGGACUUCGAGGCAUCUCCAGAGUUCCAAGAGGCCGAGGCCAGGGGUUACCCAACAAAUGCAGAUAAAAAGGGUAAAAAGGCUAAAAAGCAAAAGAACAGGGGUACCAAAUACCCAGGAAAGAAGGACGAUAAGGAACAAGAUGAAUUGACCAAGAAAUUGCAGGAGACAAAGAUAUCUAACUGA